GGCUUCCUCUCGCGGCUACAUGGAAGUAUUACAACUCAUGGAUAAUAAUCCACAUCUUCUCGCGUCAGUUAGUUCAGUGUUUUACAUUUAUAUUGAUUUAAACUAACAAAAUAACCUGUCGGAGGCGUUUACGAGGAUCAGUAAUGGAUAUAUAAUGUAAAAUGACAGCUUCUACUUUCUUCAAACGGGAGGAAACUUUCUGGAUGGCACUCUCCUUCACUCCCCAAAUAUUUCCGUAGUCCCUCCUCUUCUCCCAACGCAGUCUCCUCCAAAGGGUUUGUUUCUCGGACCAUGGCGCUACUCUCUGUUCAUUUCACUGUAUACGUGGCGUUUCAUUUUGUCAUCCUAGCACUGCUAAAUGUUACCUCAGGAACCCCGAGUGGAGGCAGCACCAAUGUUUUGGCUCUGCUGCAGCCGUAUGAUCUGUUGUAUUACAGUGGAGUACGCUCAUACUUUGGUGGGGAGUGGGCGAAGGCUGCAGAGCUGCUGGAGAAAGCCAUCGUGACCAAGGAAUCACUGCUCACAGUCCGCAGACAGUGUCAUGAUGAGUGUGUGGCAGCAGGGAAAGAGGCAUUCAGUAAACUGGACUCUGAGGAGGGGAGCCUGUGGGAUCUCUGGACCUUGGAUUGGGUGCAGCAGAAAGCUGAAUGUUUUAAGUUCUGUAUGGGACGCUCUGUCACACCUGUAGGGCAGCUCCCUGUUUCCUCUGACAUAGAAUAUGAAUUCAGCACUCGCAACCCGUACAACUUCCUGCAGGUCACAUACUACAAGUUGGAAAAGUUGCAGAAGGCAGCAUCAGCAGCUCAUACCUACUUUGUGGCCAACCCCAGUCACCUAGAGAUGAGGAACAACAUUGAGAAGUACAGACGAAUGAAAGGAGUGACCGAGGACGCCUUCCAUGACAGAGAAGUUGGAAAUGAGAAACACUGGGUCCUGUAUGAUACUGCACUUCAGUAUGAGGCCUCCACUGACUGGGUGCAAGCAACACAGAACUGGAAAGCAUGUGUGAAUGAAACACUGCGUCAGACAGACGAGUGCAGGGUGCAGUGUGAGGUGGCCGCCCAACGGCUGCCAGAGGACAGGGGUGUGGACAGCGUUGAUGGCGUUUUUGAGAAGGCUGCAGCACUUUCCCUCUCGCUGCUCUCGUGCCGGCAGUCCUGUGUGACUCAGGUGGCCACAAGACCAGGAAGGAUUUCUGCUCAGGAGGACUUCCUGCCCACACAGCUGGAGCAUCUGCACAUUGCACAGUUUAAAGCUGGUGAUAUCAGUGGAGCAGUGCAGACACUUCGCUCUCUUCUCCUGUUUUACCCCUCUGACAAGGACUCCUUAGAGAACCUGCAGCUCUACUUUGAGACACUAGGUGGAGACACAGAGUCACAUGGCAUACAGCCUGCUCAGGAGAUUGUCAGAUACAUUAGUCACGCUGUGGAGGAGAAGAAGCUUCUGUAUUUUGGUGUGGAGAACCUUGACUUCACUUUCACUGACCCAGAUCUUUGGACUCCAGAAGAUAUUGUACCUGAAUCACUGAGAGAUAAAUGGAGAGCUGAAAAGGAGAAAAUAAAUGAGAAAAUGAAAGAGGGAGAGCAGACGGAGGAGGUGGACGACAGUGGAUUCUUUGCGGGUGGUCCAAUCCGUCAGGUGGGUGUGACCAUCACCAUGGAGGACCAGCUUCUGAACGGGACCAAUCGUGUAGUACUCGACGGAGUCAUGACUGAGAAGGAGUGUGGCAGAAUACUACAGUUAGCAAAAGCUGCAGCGACUGCUGGAGAUGGGUACCGUGGACGACGGUCUCCGCACACGCCUCAUGAGACAUUUGAGGGCCUGACUGUUCUCAAGGCUUUAAAGUUUGCUCAGGAUGGCAUGGUGAACCAAUCAGAUGCCCGGCUGCUACAUGAGCUGGGCGAGAGAGUCAGAGACCUGCUGCACUCCUACUUCAGGAGCCCUUCGGGACUUUUCAUCUCUUUCACACACCUGGUCUGCCGCAGUGCUAUCACAGGUGACCAGGAGGGCAGGCUGGACCUGUCUCACCCUGUCCAUGUUGACAACUGUCUCCUUGAGCCAGAGACCAAUCAGUGCUGGAGGGAACCACCAGCGUUUGUGCACAGAGACCUCAGUGCCAUCCUCUACCUGAAUGACGACUUUGAUGGCGGCGAAUUGUUCUUCACUAAAAGGGAUGCCAAGACAGUGACAGCUCGAGUAAAACCCAGCUGCGGUCGACUGGUGGGCUUCUCCUCAGGUCCUGUGAAUCCACAUGGUGUUACUGCAGUGACCAGCGGCCGGAGGUGCGCGCUGGCCCUCUGGUUCACAAAGGAGAAGCUCUAUAGGGACAUGGAGCGAGAGGAGGCAGAGGCCCUGUGGGCUGCAGAUGGACAGAGUGUGGUGAAAAAGGACGCAGAGAAAAAAGAGGGCGGCGCCAACCCGGCCAGGAACGCUCGGAGCCAAGCACCGAAGGAGAGGAGCAAAGCAAGAGGCAGGGUGACAGGGGGCAAAGAUGAGCUGUGAGAGCCCUAACAAACCUGACAGACUGAAACAAAACAAACUGGAAUACAUUUUUAUCUGCGUUCACUCUAGUGGACCAGUUCUCCAACCCAAAACAGGAACUUUACACCAACCAUGAACACAUGAUUUUUUCAGUUUUUGGCCUCACGGUCACACUCUUCAUCUUGCUGCCUUUUUAUGUAAAGCUGCUUGUUUGUAUAUACUGUAUUUAAACUGUAUAUGGGGAAAUAUGGUCCUUUCCUCUCUCUAAUGCAGCUCUACAGACCUCCCUUUAAAGAUGAAGAGAAUAAAAGAAGAAAUAAAUGUGACUCUACCAAUGUUGCAUGAGCACCAUACCACAUAAAAGCACAGAGAGGACAGAAAGGUUCAAGCAAGGCUGUAUAAACUACUAAAUGAUUACCUAUUCCUGUCUGUUAAGAGUAGAAGCAUGUGAUAAGAUGCGCAAUUAGACAGAAACACAGCAGUAGGAAACUAUAAAAGUAGUUACAUUAGUGCAGAAACUACAGUUUGAGGCAGUAAGAGGGAGAAAAGGGAACAGAGAGAGGGAGGGAGAGGUGCACACGGAAAAAAAGGAUAGAAAUAGAGAGAUUACCGUUAAUCCCUCAUAAAUGAGUGCAUUUGUUUAUGAAGCUUAAAAAAUCUCCCAUUUAGAAUAUGGAAUAGUAAUCCAACAAGAGAUCAUUUAAUCAUUCACGUCCAGCGGAGUGACACUCGGCCACCCACUUCCAUCUUAUCCCUCCCAUUACAACCAGUGCCUCCUUAUCAGCCCCCUCCUCCACUUUCGUCCAGUGCAUUAGGUACCGAAUCAAGCACUGUUUACGGCCCAUAUUAACACUCUCACUCCCCCCUGUGUCAUAAUCCCCUGCUGCUGCAGAAUUGGGUCGGCAGGCCCGUUUAAUGGAGCCUUGGUUUUAACCUUUUCCCUCCCUCACGCGCUGAAACCAUGCAGCACCCUAAAAGUCUGUUUUAAUCUCCUCUAAAGUAGGUGUUAUGUCUAUAUAAUGCAUCCUAGAUAUCCUCACACUAAGCACCCUGGCUGUCUACUGCUCUAAUUACACACUUGGCAGGAGAGCAUGAAAUUUACAGCUGUAUGAUGUCAUAUUUCCAUAUUGUACGUGAUUAGUAGAAAUUAUGUAAGGCCUGGCAACGUAGUUAUAAAACUGAAAUCACAGCAUCCUGUUGUCAUUAUAACUGAGUGCUGCUGCGCGUAGUGAGUGGUUGACAUGAUUGCUCAUCCGUUAUGUUGCAUUUCACGUAUUAACUGCUCCACUAUUUGUGGCCCAAACAAGUCAUUAAGAGUCUGCUCUUCCUGUGUGAUGCUACAUUUUUAGGUGUAAUCAUAACAUGAGACUCAAUGGGAGGAUUAAAAUUCAUGAAUAGUUGUUUGUGACUGACCGAUAUGGCGUUUAAUCCUGUCACCUCUCCCCUCCUCACUCCACUCACUUACACCCCAUCUAUUCAGAGCAAGGUUAAAGGGACAAUUCACCCCACAAGCUUACUUGUAGUGCUGUUUAUCAAUCUAGAUUGUUUUGGUGUGCGUUGCCGAGUAUUGGAGAUGUCAGCCGUAGAGAUGUCGGCCUUCUCUCAAAUAUGAUGGAACUAGAUGGCACUCAGCUUGUGGGGCUCAAAGCGCCAAAAUAAAAUACAAUUGAAAAACUC
Molecule: messenger RNA, 4158 nt
Organism: Epinephelus moara (kelp grouper)
Lineage: Eukaryota; Metazoa; Chordata; Actinopteri; Perciformes; Serranidae
Gene: p3h3
Product: prolyl 3-hydroxylase 3
Exons: 16
Coding region: 292-2502 (736 amino acids)
Biological process (GO): collagen metabolic process
Cellular component (GO): endoplasmic reticulum
Molecular function (GO): procollagen-proline 3-dioxygenase activity; L-ascorbic acid binding; protein binding
Source: RefSeq, a predicted model, not a curated record